Messenger RNA from Nannizzia gypsea CBS 118893, 219 nucleotides. RefSeq lists its product as hypothetical. The transcript has 2 exons. Lineage: Eukaryota; Fungi; Ascomycota; Eurotiomycetes; Onygenales; Arthrodermataceae. The coding region runs from base 1 to 219 and encodes 72 amino acids. The record is from RefSeq and is a predicted model, not a curated record.
AUGUCCGAUGCUGGCUGUGCAAGUUACGCGGCACUGGGUGCUUCACUCGCUGAGGCUGAGGCCGGGUUUGGCACGGCUGGUGUCCUUCUCACCUCGUGGGAGUGGCGAUUCGGCAAGGGUUCGGUGUAUGGACCGGUCUCCAUCCCGGAUGUUAUUUUUAUCAACAAGAAAUUCCGGGACUGUAUUCAAAAGUGCGGAAAACAACUGGUGCCCCAAUAA